Naegleria gruberi is the source of this 1674-nucleotide messenger RNA. Its product is annotated as SprT domain-containing protein. The transcript has a single exon. The record is from RefSeq and is a predicted model, not a curated record. The coding region runs from base 1 to 1674 and encodes 557 amino acids. Gene Ontology annotation, cellular component: nucleus. NCBI's taxonomy places the organism in Eukaryota, Heterolobosea, Eutetramitea, Acrasida, Naegleriidae.
AUGAAUAUUUAUCAAGAACAAGAAUUUUCAUAUGAAGUAACUCGUAAUCGAUACUUGAACAUGUGUAACGAAUUUGGAUGGCGUUCAAUUACUUGGCAUGAUUUCUUUUCGAAUCCAGAGACGAUUCUUCCAAAAGGUCUCCUUUCCGAAAGUGAUAACACUCUUCCUGAGCAACCAAUUGCACUAUUAAAGAAGGAAGAAGAGCAGGAAUUACCAAGAAGAAGUACUGUACAUUUCCAGGAGGAGCAAGCAACAUUACCACCACUAUUAGCCACUCAAGAAGCUGCUGAUCAUCACCAUCACGGAAAAUCUGGAAAUGAAUUUAAUGAAAGAGUUGUGAUUGCUAUUUCCGAUGAUGAUGAUGAAAGUGAUGAAGAGAUGGCAAACACUUCGCCAGUGAGAAGAAAAUCGAGAAAAUCAUUUGGAAAGCGAGUGAUUGAGGAUCAUUCAGAUUCUGAGGAAGAAUAUGAUUUUGAGAAGGAUAAGGAGAAAGAUGAUGUUUAUUCCAUUGAAAGGAUCAUUAAAAAACGAGUGAAAAAUAAGCUUGUUGAAUACUAUGUGAAAUGGGAGGGAUAUCCAAGUAGUGAAAAUACUUGGGUGAAAGAAUCUGAUAUUGUGGGGCAGGAUAUUAUUGAGGAAUUUGAGGAGGAGGAAAAGAAAAAGAAUGCUUUUGAGCUGAGUGAUUCUUCUGAGGAGGAGGAGGAGGAAGCAAUAUCAUCUGAUGAAGAGGAUUUCAACUUUGACGAGGAGAGUGAUGAGGAAUAUGCUGAAAGUAGUGGAGAGGAUGAUGACGAUGAUGAGGACUAUGACGAAAUGGAAGCAGAAAGUCCACAAAUUAAGAAAUCCAAAACGAAAACAAAAUCCAACCCAAAAAACAAGAUUGAUACCAAUGUUAUUGAAAUUGAUGACGAUGAUGAUGAUUUCCAUGAAAAAUCCAUAUUAACUAACAAAAAGCCAGCAAAAAGUUCCAAAAAUUCAAAGACAUUAACUUUUGAAAAGAUGGAUGCCAAAAAAUUCAAAAAGGUCAGAGAUGAUUUAUUACAGAAAUAUUAUGACGAAUUCAACAAGGUAUGCUUCCAAAACAAACUUCCAGCUAUGAAAGUUACAAAGGGUAAGGCUAAAGAUCUGAAAGGGAAAGCAUAUUUAUUAUGGAAUCAACAUUUGAGGAAAACUGCUGGGUUGUGUAAACUCUUUACAAUCACUAAAUCACAAAUCAAGGUAUGUGCCAUUGAAAUGUCCACAAAGGUUUGUGAUUGUGAAGAGAGACUUGUUCAUACACUAGCUCACGAAAUGUGUCAUGCUGCUUCAUUUAUGUUCGACGGCAUUACAGGCCAUGGUAAAACAUUUUAUUUAUAUGGUGGAAUUAUUCAGAAAUACUAUCCUGACAUUCCAAUCACGACUUGCCACUCAUACGAUAUUGAAUAUAAAUAUCAGUGGCAAUGCACGGAUUGUGGAUCAAUUGUAAAGAGACAUUCCAAAUCUGUUGAUACCACAAAACAAAGGUGUGGAGUUUGCACUGGAAUAUUGGAACCAAUUGGAAAAACCAAGCAACCAACCAAGUAUAAUUUAUUUAUGAAGGAAAAUUACAAGAAACUAAAAGAUAAGAAUCCACAUCUCGAUCGAAAAGAACUAAUGAAGUUAGUAGCUCAAUCCUACAAGGAAUCCAAUCAAUAA